AUGCUAAAGCGUCCUCUUCUAGCUCCUGCUCAAGACGUUGUCCGCUAUGAAACCGUGGUAUUUAACCGCAGCAUUGCGCCGGACCUGACUGAGUUCCAAGGCUAUCCAAGUGACAAGAAUAAUAAGGCAUGGGAAGAUCUGUAUCAAGCUGGAAUGAGCAUAAUUCCUAAAGAACAAGCAGCAAAGCUUGUGGAUCCAAGUCGGCCACAUGAAAAAGUACCAGGUUAUUAUACCGUUCAGUUGGAUGUAUUCCAUCAGCUUCACUGCCUGAAUCGGAUCAGGAUGGGUCUAUGGGGCAGGGAUACUGCUCUCCGCUAUCCUGACUCGAUCGAUAGUAUCGACCAUUUCAAUCACACGGACAUGUCAAUGGAGCAUACAGGACAUUGCAUCGAUGUUAUUCGUCAAAGUCUGAUGUGCUCUGCUGAUAUUUCCGUUGUCCCAUGGACUUGGCAUACGGAGGCCAAGGUAGUAAGACCUCAUGAUAACUCUACACACACCUGCCGGAAUUUUGGGGCUAUACAAAAGUGGGCAAAGGAUCGCCAAGCUCCAAAUUGGAACGAAUCAGUUUUUGUUCCAGAUCCUUUGCGUGGGGAAGUAUAG
This is a messenger RNA of Aspergillus steynii IBT 23096, 600 nucleotides long. Its product is annotated as oxidase ustYa family protein. The transcript has 3 exons. Bases 1 to 600 code for a protein of 199 amino acids. The record is from RefSeq and is a predicted model, not a curated record. Gene Ontology annotation, biological process: mycotoxin biosynthetic process. Lineage: Eukaryota; Fungi; Ascomycota; Eurotiomycetes; Eurotiales; Aspergillaceae.